Molecule: messenger RNA, 1317 nt
Organism: Phaeodactylum tricornutum CCAP 1055/1
Lineage: Eukaryota; Bacillariophyta; Bacillariophyceae; Surirellales; Neidiaceae
Exons: 1
Biological process (GO): transmembrane transport
Molecular function (GO): nitrate transmembrane transporter activity
Source: RefSeq, a predicted model, not a curated record
GAACGCUUUCAUAUUCCUUUCGAUCCGGAUAGGGGAUACCGCGGUACUGCCCUGCGCUAUACCUCAUUCGCUCGUCCCCACAUGCGUGCCUUUCAUGCCUCCUGGAUUUGCUUCUUUACUUCCUUUUUUGUCCAGUUUAGUCCGGCCCCGCUGCUUCCGGAAAUCCAGCGCUCGUUGUCACUCUCGCGUUCGGACGUGUGGUGGACGAACGCGUGCAUGAUGAUGGGAGGAAUCCCCAUGCGCUUUUUGUUGGGACCCUUGUGCGACCAGUAUGGAGCCCGGACCGUCAUGGUUACGACUGUGGCACUCGUAGCCCUGCCGUCGGCGCUUACCGGAGUCGUGGCCGUCAACUUGACCUCCCUGACGUUGAUACGGACCGUCCUUGGGGCCAUGGACUCUUUCGUGCCUGGCCAGUACUGGAUCACUUGUCAGUUUGUCCGGGAAGUUGGAGGCACCGCCAUGGCACUAGCCGGAGGUCUGGGUGCGACCGGUGCCGGCGUGACGCAACUCGUCACGGGCAGUCUAGUGUUUCCGGCACUACGGGUCUGGUUCGACGGUGAUUCCGACCUAGCUUGGCGCUGGUCAUUGGUUAUCCCGGCCAUACUCGCUUUGUUCGUUGCCGCUUUCUUUUACGAAUACUCUGACGAUUGCCCGUUGGGAAAUUUUACCGAGGUCAAACAGGCUGGCCUCAUGAUGGAACGAUCCGCGGUGGAUUCAUUUCGCGCCGGGGUGUACAAUCUGAAUUCCUGGAUUCUGUUCGUUCAAUACGCGGGAUCUUGCGGGGUAGAUUUUACCAUGUGUAACGGGACCGCCUUGUACUUUCACUACCGGUUCAAACAAUCAAUUGCCGCAUCCGGAGCUAUCGCGUUUUUGUACGGUCUUUCGGCGAUUUUUGCUAGGGGUGCCGGUGGUUGGCUGAGCGACGCGGCGUUCAACCGUUUCUCGUUACGCGGACGACUCUGGGCGCAAUGGAUUUGUAUGGUCACUCAGGGCAUCUUAAACGUUUGGUUUGCCAGGACCGACAGGCUCGGCUCGUCGUUGACCAUCAUGGUGCUAUUUUCGAUUCUGAUCCAAAUGUCCAUGGGCACUUGCUAUUCCAUUGUUCCCUACGUGGACGGUCCCAAUACUGGGUCGGUAGCUGGAAUUGUGGGGGCGGGCGGCAACGUCGGAGGCGCCAUUUUUGCCGUAAUUUUCAUGCACGCGGACUACCACGGCACCGCCAUGGAACUCAUGGGCUGGCUAACCUGCGUCACGGCCUGUUUUUCACCAUUUCUGGCUGUCCGGGGCUACCGCGGUAUCUUGUUUGGGACCGAGGAU